This is a messenger RNA of Armigeres subalbatus, 978 nucleotides long. RefSeq lists its product as uncharacterized. NCBI's taxonomy places the organism in Eukaryota, Metazoa, Arthropoda, Insecta, Diptera, Culicidae. The transcript is spliced from 3 exons. The coding region runs from base 1 to 978 and encodes 325 amino acids. The record is from RefSeq and is a predicted model, not a curated record.
AUGCGCGAAGGCGACGAUGGCGGGGGUACAUCGUACUCCGUAAAUAAUAAUGUUUUGUUGCAUCCCGGUGUAGCGAGCCAAAACAAAAUGGACAUUAGCAACGCCAAUGGGCCGUACGACUCUAUUGGACCACGAGAUUCCAAUAUUUCGUCCAGACCUCAAAACUUUUCUUCGGUGGGACCAGCGAUGCUAGAUCAUUCCGAGUUUUAUAACAGCAUCGAUCGCUUCAACUUGGACUUGUCGCUUCGUUCGAAUGUCGCCAACAUGACACUAUCUGGUGAAGAUGUUGAGUCUAUCGCCGAUUUGAUUGAUGAUGCCGCUGGUGAUGUCGAUAUAAACGCCAACACAACGCCCAAUGCCCCCGCCACGAAUAACGCCGCCGCCACCAACACCGCCACCGCCACUACCGCCACCACCACUGCCACCACCACUGCCACCGCCACCACCUCCUCAACAUCAACCGCUAAGCGUCCAUAUACUUCCACAGUUUCUGCUAAUACCGCAACUAGAAACAUUGCUUCUGACGGCACCAGUGCUGGCGCUAAUUCUACUCUGGCUACAACUGCAACAAAUAGACGAGCUGUACCUGCUGCUUCUUCUUCUGGGACUAACAAUGUGAUCACCGAAAACUGCCGUCUGCGGGUAGUAAACCGAAAUCAUCGUCAGGACACACGGAACCUAACUGCAGAUCACCUUAAGUCGUUCUACGUAACCCCCUUUGAUGUGGAACAAACCGAAGAUGACAUUGUAGAAUAUUUACGGGAGACUAUUAAUGUUGGAGAAUCCUCGUUGAAAUGUGUGAAAUUAGUUCCUCGAAAUAAGGACAUUAGUGAGCUUUCUUUCAUUUCAUUCAAAGUGUCUGUUUCCGAUAAUCUUGUUCCAUUCGUUAACGACAAGUUUUACUGGCCGGAAGGCGUCGAGGUACGCGAAUUCGAACCAAAAAACGAGAAGCAAACCGUUCCGAUAAUUACGACAUAA